AUGUUCAACGGUCUUCACACUCUCCAACCAAUGCCUCCAAGCGAUGCCGAACUCGCCACUCAAACGCUGACGGAAGAAGGGAACUACAAGUUUGCAUCGUUUUCGGCAAAUGAUGCAGUGACUCUGGGAUUGUCCAUGAGAAAGCGGUUUCGAGCGUCUGCCCGUCAUCAUAAAGGAAAAGGACUCGUCCUUUCCAUCCAAACAACAGGAGGGCAUACGCUGUUCGCCUGUACGGUUGGCGACUUGGGAAACCUUAGUGGUAUCAGUGAUGUCAGCCUGGAUAGUUGGUCGUGUCUGGAAGGCAUGAUCAGCGUCGUCAAGCGUACUGGCCACUCGAGCUUUUACGUCGAGAAAGGGAUGAGUGCAAUGGGAAUGACACCGAAGCAAAUGGGGAUUCAAGGAGAUUCGUUUAGAGUGAAUGGAGGAGCUUUUCCAAUCUGGCUUGAGAACGCGCCUUGCUGCCCAAUCGCUAUAAUCGCGUGCUAUUCGGGUUCUUCGCAAGACGAUCACCAUCUCGUCUCGACCACAGUGCGGGAUUAUUUGAUCAAACUGCGAAGAAGUAGCGAGACACCUGCGCCGAGUAUGCCGGAACCCAUCCCUAUGCAACCUCCACGAGAAAGCCAGGAAUGGUUACCAGAUCCACCUGGUGCUGGAGAAUACGAAAAACGGCCUCAAUCUCCCUAUCAUCAGAAUAAUGGCGAGCAAUAA
This is a messenger RNA of Cyclocybe aegerita, 708 nucleotides long. The record is from the annotation of a GenBank genome assembly. NCBI's taxonomy places the organism in Eukaryota, Fungi, Basidiomycota, Agaricomycetes, Agaricales, Hemipholiotaceae.